AUGUAAAACCUAGAUAAAAGAACAGAUCUGGUCAGUUCAAAAUAUAAUCAAUAGGUUGAGGGGGCCAAAGGUUUGUUCGAAUACUAUAAUUCUAGAGCAAAUAGUUGCAAUCCAAUUAAUAGAUCAAAUAACAUAUCUCAUUUGUAGACAAGUUUUACUAAUUGCGAUCAAGACUCUCAUAUUGCUGAGCCAGCUUUGAGUCGUGAUGGUUAAAAUAGUAAUUCACCUAAUUUAAAAAAUUACUCGUCUAUUAGAAAUAGGAAGACUCCAGAUACUAAAAAUAGGAAUACUGGAAGUGCAGUAAGAAACCAUAGUGGCAUAGGUGAAAGCAUCAAGAAAUUUAUUGAUAAUGCUUUUGAUCCAAUAAUGGGGAAACUAAAUUUCUUUGAGAGAAGUAAUGAAAAGAAUUAAGAUAAGGAUUUAAGAAAUCAAUCAAGGAACAAUAUUUAAGUCAGUCCAUAGAUUACUAAUAGACUAAAUGAAAUACAUUAAGCUUAAGAUAGUCAUAAUGAACCAAUAGAAGAUAAAAGAUCAUCCUCUAAAAAGAGGCAAGAUUUUGAGUUUCCCUGCUCCUUAUUUUUUUAGAAUGAUGAAAAUUUUGUGGAGGAAAAACCUUUCUAACUAGGAAAGUAGAAUGAAUAAUAAAACCUAAUUACUCCGAGAAAAGAAAAUUCAAUGAAUUCAAGGGUAAAAAAUCAUUUUGACUCCAUUAAUCGAGAAAUAACUAUUAUUUCACCAAAUAUCAAAGACAGAACUAUAAAUAGCUAAACUUAAGCAGAGGGAAACUCCAAUGAGAAAGGAAAGCCUAUGAUUGGGCUUUAAACCCCAAAAAUAAAAAAGCCACCACUUUAUUAUAAGAAUAACUAAAAUAAUAACUCUAACUCAAAUGCAAAUAAUGGUAGUGGGGGAUCAAAAAAUAAUAAUUCUAACUAAAAAUUAGAAGUAAUAAGCAACAAUAAUAGUUCUUCUAUGGUGUCCAAUUCCAUAACUACAUCCUUACAAACUGUAGAAUUAAUAUACAGAUAUGAGAUAUUAGGAACUGAGAUUUACUUCUAAAACGGGAAGAAAAAGAAGAAGACAAAAAAGAGAAAAAUUCGAAUCAGAAAUGGUGAUAUGCUCAGCAGGUAAUCUGAGAGUGAACUUUUUAGUGAAUACAAAGAUCAAAGCAUAUCUGAAUCAUUUAGAAUAGAGAGCAGCAGCAUUAAAUUGACGGAAACUUAAACUUUUCAAAAUAGUCCAGAACUUUAAAACAUUAAUGUUGCGAAUACUAAUCAUUAGCCUAGAAUUGUAUUUGAAAUGAAAAAGGAAUAAAUUCCUCCCCCUACUAUUGACAUUGAAAGAAUAAAUGAAUUGAGGCAAUCCAGGAGAAAUAAUAGACAAUCUCGAUUCAAAAAUGAGAUAGAUAAAGAUGAUGAAAAGUCAAGAAGAAAUGAAAGAAAUAAAGAACCUCAUCAGAUCAAAAUAACAGAGAGUAAGCCUCAAUUAGCAAUUUAACCACUGAUAAAAUUAAGGAAGGAAUAAAUUGAUAAUAUUGAAUCUAAUAGAAAGCCGCCUUAAUAAAUUUUAAUAUCAAAGCAAAAACCACCUAAAUAAGUUAAUCAAGAUGACUCUACCAAGGAAUAGAUAGAAUAGCAGCAAGAUUACCAACCAAAGACCGCCACAAGAGGAAUUAGAAGUUAAUCUGCAGCAAAUAAUGAAAGACCUAUUAUGAGAUAACUCAAUGUUUAAAAUAAAGAGAAUUUAGCCAACAAGUAAAUUUAGUAGCCAACUACUAUAAAAGAAUUAAAGAACAAACUUAGGCUAGAUAAAGAGAGUUAACUUGAGAGUAAUAUUUUGAGCAGUGAGCAAUAACGAUAAUAAAAUUUAUAAAAUUCCCUAAAUUUGCUGAAAAGAGAAUUAGGAGGGGAUUUUCCAAUACAAAGAUUGCUGUUUAAAUAAGAUUUUCCUGGUUUAGUGCAUAAUUUUAGAUAAGGCAUUUUUAGUCAAUAAAAUGUUGAUGAAAAAGAUAAUAAUGGAAAUACUCCUAUACUUUUAGCAGCAAAAUUAGCGACAAAAAAUGAUGAAUAUCUAAAAGCUGUUAAUUAUCUUUUUGAUAAAGGAGCUAAUGGGAAAUUAAGAGAUAGCUAUGGAUGGUCCUUAAUGGAUGAAGCCAUUAGUUAGCAAAAUACCAGACUUCUUGCAAUAGUAUUUGAUUAAUUAAACAAAAGGAAAAAAUAGAGAUGGGAAAGAAGCAAAUAAUCUAUAUUUUAAAAACUUAAAUAGAUUCCAGAUUUUUAUAUAGAGCUUCAUUGGGAAUGCCAAUCUAAUUGGAUCCCCUUUAUUAGCAAAAUAGCUCCUAAUGAUACAUACCAGAUCUGGAAGGUAGGAUCCUUCCUUAGAUUAGAUUUUUCGCUAGUUAAAUUUUCAAAGCUUUCCUCAAAACGAAGGCGAAUGACUAUAUUAUUUAGAGAUACUAGAGAGGUUGAAGAUGAUUACAAGAAUAUAGAUAUAAUGCUUGUUAAUCGUGAUAGAUAAAUUAUAGUUAAUCCAUUAGAGGAUCUUGACAUGGACGAAAAAUUAGCAGUCUUGACCGAUAUUAUAAAUUCAGAUCCUACCUAAAAUGAACUCAAUAUUGAGGAUCAAGAAUGGAAAGAAUGCAAAAACUACAGAGGUGAUUCAGUAAAAGAAACAAUAAAUGAAUAUGAUUGCAAUAAAUAUAAGGUAACAGUAAGAGCUUAAAUGCAAUAAAGGAAAAAGAUAUUGAAAUAACUUGAUUACAAUUAUGAUGAAUACUUUAAUAAAAUGGCGAAUGAGGAAGAGAAAAAACUGGUAACCAAGGUUUCAAAAGAUGUCAAAAAAACAGUUGAGAGUUAUCUAUGGCUAUCAAAUGAAUUCCCACUAAAAAUUUAAAAUUUCCUAACUGUUCUUAAGACUCUUUCUCUAGGAGGCAAUGCUAGUAUGUCUAAAAUGAAAGAUUUUAUGAAAAAUUAAUCACUGAAAGAAGUAAUCACCAACAAUGGCUUUCCAGUAAAGAUAUAAAUUCCAAUUUAGUUAAGUAUAAAAGCUAAUGUAACUUUCAAUAAAUUUAGGUAUCUAGAAAACAGCCCUCAGUUUAUUAAAGAAACCUUCGCUGUACCAAGUGACUGUAAAUAUAUUAAUAGAAAGGAAGGUAUGAAAACCUUAGAGAAUAAGAAAAAGAGACUCGCCUUUGCAAACCUUGCUAUCUGA
Molecule: messenger RNA, 3207 nt
Organism: Stylonychia lemnae
Lineage: Eukaryota; Ciliophora; Spirotrichea; Sporadotrichida; Oxytrichidae
Source: the annotation of a GenBank genome assembly